UGGUGGGGGGGAAGAUGACGGAGUCGGGGCAUCUCUGUGCGUUCAUCACUAAGGUGAAGAGAGGAAGUCUAGCAGACACGGUGGGACACCUGAGACCAGGGGACCAAGUCCUGGAGUGGAAUGGCCGGCCUCUCCAGGGAGCCUCGUUCAACGAAGUCUACAACAUCAUCUUGGACUCCAAAGCCGAGCCGCAGGUGGAGCUGUUGGUCUGCAGAGCGCUCGGAGAGGUUUCCAGAAGUGCAGACUUAUCCCAGCUGGACUCCAGUCCUUUCGACUGUCAGAAAGUGUCUCCGUCUCCCAUCAUCCCCGGCGUUCUGUCCGGGCCGCUGUCUGUAGCUACCAGGCGCCCGCUUGUUCCCCGGAUCCAGAUGAAGCUGUGGUACGAUAAAGUGGGUCAUCAGCUGAUUGUCACGGUCCUCGGAGCCAAAGAACUUCCUGUCCGAGACGACGGCCGGCCCAGAAACCCCUACGUCUACAUCUACUUCCUGCCGGACAGGAGCGAUAAGAGUAAGAGGCGGACAAAGACGGUGAAGAAGUCCCUGGAGCCGCGGUGGAACCAGACCUUCAUGUACUCUCCGGUCCCUCAGAGAGAGUUCAGAGAGCGGAUGCUGGAGCUGACGGUCUGGGACCAGGCCCGGGUGCGGGAGGAGGAAAACCAGUUCCUGGGAGAGGUGCUCGUAGAGAUGGAGUCUGCUCUGCUGGACGAUCAGCCUCACUGGUACAAACUGCAGCUGCAAGACAGCUCCCCCUACCUUCAGAGGAGAGGACUACAGCACACUUGA
Molecule: messenger RNA, 782 nt
Organism: Etheostoma cragini (Arkansas darter)
Lineage: Eukaryota; Metazoa; Chordata; Actinopteri; Perciformes; Percidae
Product: regulating synaptic membrane exocytosis protein 2
Exons: 9
Coding region: 15-782 (255 amino acids)
Biological process (GO): regulation of synaptic plasticity; calcium ion-regulated exocytosis of neurotransmitter; regulation of membrane potential
Cellular component (GO): presynaptic membrane; cytoskeleton of presynaptic active zone
Molecular function (GO): transmembrane transporter binding; small GTPase binding
Source: RefSeq, a predicted model, not a curated record